Messenger RNA from Exophiala bonariae, 567 nucleotides. RefSeq lists its product as uncharacterized. Gene Ontology annotation, biological process: regulation of actin filament polymerization; Arp2/3 complex-mediated actin nucleation. Gene Ontology annotation, cellular component: cytoskeleton; Arp2/3 protein complex. The coding region runs from base 1 to 567 and encodes 188 amino acids. The record is from RefSeq and is a predicted model, not a curated record. The transcript is spliced from 3 exons. Gene Ontology annotation, molecular function: actin filament binding. NCBI's taxonomy places the organism in Eukaryota, Fungi, Ascomycota, Eurotiomycetes, Chaetothyriales, Herpotrichiellaceae.
AUGCCGGCAUACCACUCGAUCUUCCUGGGAGACCAAGGCGUGCAGACGAUAGGAAACUUCCCACUCCUCCCACUGCGCACCAAAACCCGAGGCCCAGCGUUCACACUCCCACAACUGCCGGCGGGCACGAACGCACUGGACGUGGACCCGGACUCGGAAUCGUACGACUGCCUGGACGAGAUCCUGUCAUUGUUCCGCGCCAACACGUUCUUCCGCAACUUCGAGAUCAAGGGCCCCGCGGACCGCAUGCUAAUCUACGGCAUCCUGUUCAUCUCGGACUGCCUGACCAAAGUCAAGCCGCACAUGGACGCCAAAGCCGCCGAGAAGGCGCUGAUCAACGGCGCCCUGGAGCAGUUCAGUCUUCCCGGCGAACCCGGCUUCCCGCUCAACCAGGCUUUCGAGGCGCCGCGCGACCGCAACGAGGCCGAGGCCUUGCGCAGUUAUCUCAGCCAGGUGCGUCAGGAGUUGGCCGUCCGGUUGCAUGCUAGAUUGUAUGAGAGUGGCGUCGGCCCGAGUAAAUGGUGGUUGAGCUUUACGAAGAGGAAGUUUAUGGGCAAGGGGUUAUAG